AUGACAGUGGAAGAAUUACAUGAUGAGGUGAGGGCAAUUGAUGCAAUAUAUCCUGAUUCAGUAACAGACAUAGCACCUCAGAUAUACACAUUUAAAAUCCCAAAUCAUGAAUGCAUAUCAAUUCAAUUGACAUUUCCAGAAAAUUAUCCUGAAGAAAGCCCACAAUUAUUACAAAUAAUUAAUGAUAAUAGAAGUCGAUUCACUGAUAAUACAUAUCUAGAACGAAAUAUAAAUGAAAUAUUACAGCGAGCAUUUGUUCCUGAACAAGUUAUGCUUUUUGAAUUGUUGACUGAAUUGCAAGAAUUCUUCGAUAGGUAUGUGGAGGAACAUCCAGUACCACCAUCACCACCACCAGAGAAGAAAAAGGAUGCUGAAGAAGAAACUGUAACAACAGCUCCUGUGAAAAAGAAAGAAUCAGUGAAUUUGAAAGUUGAAGUAGAUCCAACUAUUGGUUGGAAACAAUCAGAUCCUAUAAUAGAUAGAAAAUCCACAUUUAUAGCAUAUGCCAGGAAAGUAUCUAGUUUAGAAGAAGCUCAAUCUUAUCUCAACGAAUUGAUAACUGAUAAGAAGAUAUCUAGAGCCACUCAUAAUAUUUCUAGUUGGAGAAUCAAAACAUCAGAUGGAAUCCAAUUCCAAGAUUGUGAUGAUGAUGGAGAGACUGCGGCUGGAGGAAGAUUGUUACAUGUUCUACAGAUGAUGGAUGUAUGGAAUGUUAUCGUUGUUGUCAGUCGUUGGUUUGGAGGAAUCCAUUUAGGACCUGACCGAUUCAAACAUAUAAAUUCUGCUGCUAGGGAUGUUAUUAUAAAAGGACAAUUUCUAGAUGCUGAAACUAAUAAUACAAAGAAAAAGAAGAAAUGA
Hemisphaericaspora subhashii is the source of this 858-nucleotide messenger RNA. RefSeq lists its product as uncharacterized. Bases 1 to 858 code for a protein of 285 amino acids. Gene Ontology annotation, biological process: regulation of translational initiation. Gene Ontology annotation, molecular function: protein binding. The transcript is spliced from 2 exons. Gene Ontology annotation, cellular component: cytoplasm. NCBI's taxonomy places the organism in Eukaryota, Fungi, Ascomycota, Pichiomycetes, Serinales, Debaryomycetaceae. The record is from RefSeq and is a predicted model, not a curated record.